Fibroporia radiculosa is the source of this 516-nucleotide messenger RNA. RefSeq lists its product as uncharacterized. Gene Ontology annotation, cellular component: membrane; endomembrane system. Bases 1 to 516 code for a protein of 171 amino acids. Lineage: Eukaryota; Fungi; Basidiomycota; Agaricomycetes; Polyporales; Fibroporiaceae. The record is from RefSeq and is a predicted model, not a curated record. The transcript is spliced from 3 exons.
AUGCCCUUCUUGAGUCCCGUGGACAUCUUGCUUGUCGCCUUUGCUUGUGCUCCCAUCGUCUACUUUGUGCGCUCACGUCGAGCAACUAGCAACACACCAGCAUCCACAGAGAAACAGGGGGAGCCCAAGUCCAUCAUGCAAUCUGCCAGGGACGACCUUGCGCCUCCGAAAGCCGACCCGUUCACUCUUGAUGAGCUCAAGCAGUUCGAUGGGUCGGAUGACUCUAAGCCUAUCUAUGUAGCGAUCAAAGGCACUGUCUUUGACGUUACGCGCAAGCGGGACACAUACGGGACGGGCAAGAGCUACAACCUCUUCGCAGGAAAGGAUGCAUCAAAGGCGUUGGGGAUGUCGAGUCUCAAAGCAGAGGAUGCCAUCUCGGACUACAGCGAACUGUCUGAAGGAGACAUGAAGACAUUGAAUGAUUGGCACGACUUCUUUUCGAAACGAUACGAUGUCGUUGGGAAAGUCAUCGAUCUCCCACCGCACGCGAAGCCUACGUCGACCUCAAACCUGUGA